This is a messenger RNA of Zingiber officinale, 744 nucleotides long. Its product is annotated as M protein, serotype 49-like. The transcript has 3 exons. Lineage: Eukaryota; Viridiplantae; Streptophyta; Magnoliopsida; Zingiberales; Zingiberaceae. Bases 1 to 744 code for a protein of 247 amino acids. The record is from RefSeq and is a predicted model, not a curated record.
AUGUACAUGUUCGGGCUGAGUCCGAUCCGAACGAAGCUCCAGAGCAACCUAGCUGACAUCAUGAUGUGCGCUCGGGCAGUCGGCAUAAUGAAGGCCAAGCAGGUUGAGAUUGAAGCAGUCGCGGCCAAAGAGAUGGAACGGCUUGGCUUGACUCCCGUUGGCUCACAGGAGGGUACGGUGGAAAACAUCGUCAUGUGCCAGCGGCUGGCUCAAGUGGAGGACGAGCCGAAGAAGCUCAAGAAUUUUGGAGAAACCUCCUCUUCCCAGGGGCCACCGACCGCCCGCCUAAAGGCCGACCUGGAAAAGGCCCAACAACUUCUCGCGAUGCAACAGCAGAAGUCGGUCGAACAGGCUAAUAGGCUAAGUCAGAUCGAGGCGCAACUGAAGACCUACGGCCGGAAACUCGAACUGGCCUCCAAAAGGAAACAGCGGAUCAUUGCUGACCUGGAACUGAAGAACCAAGAGGCUCGUCAAUCGGCCGAGAAGCUCAAGAAUGCGGAGAGCCUGCUGGUUGCCGAGCACGAGAGUCGUUUGGCUAAGGAGGCUGAACUUCAAGAUCAGGCGAAGCACCUUGAAGAGGAACUGGAGGCCUCCCGUGCUGCACUAAAAAUCUAUCAGGAGGCUGAACCGGGCCGCUUCACGGUCCUGAGGCAACAGUACCUCCGUUCUGACCAAUUUCUGGAAAAGGCGACCAGUCGGAUUGUCCGAUCGUUUGAGCUAGCCAUCAACGUGACGCUCUGCUAG